CGUGAAACGACUGAACGUAAUCAACGUGAAAUUCAAAAUCUUCGUCGAAAUCUUUGUCGUAAAGAAAAAGCUGCUCAAGAACAAAAGAAACGUCUUGAAAGAAUUAAUGAAAUGCAAAAAAUCAUGCUUGAAAAGAGACGGAAGGAAAUUUUACAAAAAAAUGGAAAAAUUAAAUCAGUUAUGGCGUUACUCAAACGAACCACUACUCAUAAGUCAAUCACCAAGGCUUCCCGUAAUCACAAACGACAAUCAGUAUCUAGUAAUGGUGAAGGCAGAAAUGAUUUGAGACGAUCUUUUGAUGAUUUAGGUCCUAUCUAUGAUGACAAGAAAAAACUUCUUGAUGAAGCUAUCUAUAAAUAUAUUAGUGGUCGUCAACCAUUGGCAAUGGUGGAUGAAUGGAUCGUUAAAAGAAACAAUUUACAAGUGGAGAAGAAUGAAUUACUUGAAGAACGUGAAAAAAUAAUCACUAGUGAAAUUGGAAAUGAAUUAGGA
Molecule: messenger RNA, 492 nt
Organism: Rhizophagus irregularis DAOM 181602=DAOM 197198
Lineage: Eukaryota; Fungi; Glomeromycota; Glomeromycetes; Glomerales; Glomeraceae
Source: RefSeq, a predicted model, not a curated record